CCCCGAAGUUGGCAGCCAUAUUUGUUUCUCUCUAAUGCAUUAGUAAAAUUCCCCUCAGUAUUAUACAAUAAUAUCUGGCUUCUGGUUGUCCAAAACUAUACAGUUUUAUAGAUGAAGGCCUCACCAACAUGCCAAAAGAAAAAUAUGAGUCGCCAAACCCUCGUAGGACACACACAAUCAUGUCAAUGGAAGACGUUGUAGCAGGAAAAAAGUCCCAGUGGUAUGAGCUAGAAAUUACAGGGACCAUUCGUAAUCUCAGCCCACAGUUAUGGCAGCUAGAGCACCUGACAUCUCUGUACCUGAAUGACAACAACCUGACACGACUCCCAGCAGACAUCUGCAGGCUACAGAACUUAGUCUACCUGGACCUGUCAGCCAACAAGCUACGGAGUCUACCUGCUGAGUUGGGGGACAUGAUAACACUCAGGGAACUGCUGUUGAAUAACAAUUAUCUAAGAUCACUCCCCUACGAGUUAGGGAAACUAUUCCAGUUGCAAACCCUAGGUCUAAAAGGGAACCCCCUCAGUCCAGAUAUUCUUAAUCUGUAUAAUGAGGCCAAUGGAACACAUAAGUUACUCGCAUAUAUGCUGGAUAAUUUACAUUGUGAGUACAGGUCGGACACCUUGCAUUGUGAGUACACAGUGGUUUGGUUUUCAGAUGGAUCUUGUUACAACCAGGCUUUCAAGAUUUGGGUGAUUUAAUCUCACCCCACCCCC
Messenger RNA from Lingula anatina, 716 nucleotides. Its product is annotated as CCR4-NOT transcription complex subunit 6-like. Gene Ontology annotation, cellular component: cytoplasm. NCBI's taxonomy places the organism in Eukaryota, Metazoa, Brachiopoda, Lingulata, Lingulida, Lingulidae. The record is from RefSeq and is a predicted model, not a curated record. Gene Ontology annotation, molecular function: protein binding.